AUGGACACGAACUUGAUGAGCGUGAUUGCCUUCCAAGGUAACGUCUAUUAUGCCGAAGGGCAUGGAUGCGUGUUCAAGAUUGUCGGACCACCUGAGCAGUUUCGUCAUGAGCUCGUAGCCCAAUUGUUGCACGACGUGGACGCAUGGCACAACAGCCUUGUCGAGUCUGACGGGGAACUGUUGCUCGUACGCCAUGGCAGGACAGCCUUGAAGGUUUUCAAGGUCGACAUCGAGCGCAGGUUGUUGGAGGAGAUCAAGAGCCUCGGCCGCAGUCGUGCUUUGUUCAUCGGCGAUCACAGGUGCUUGUCUGUGGAUGUGGAUAAGCUAAUUCCUCCAGUCGACGGUGACUGCAUAUACCUGCCAAGUAUGCUGGAAACGCGUUCUGCGUGCAUGUACAACCUAAGGGACGGCACGAUUGGGAUUAUCUCCAGCUCCAGGGACUACUAUCUUGAUCGACCUUUUAGCCUUGUUCAUGUUCUCUUGAAGUACUGCAAUGCCUGGAGUAGGACACACGCAAAAAAAUCCGAUCGAGCACACCGAUCGAUCAUGGCGGACUGGGCGGAGCUUCUACCGGAGCUUGUCCAAGCCAUCGCCGACUGCGUCCUCUCCACCACCGGCGGCGGCGGUGAGGGGUACAUGAACAUGAGGGUCGUCUGCUCCAGCUGGCGCUCUGCAAUUUCCAAGCCAUCUCCACUCGCCGCCAUAGCCGACCUCCGUUUCCGGCCACGGCACUGGGUCAUGCUCAACCUGCCAUCCAAGUACGAGGAUGGUGACGACGACGAUGCCUGCCUCUUCUUCCACGUCCUCACCGGGCGGUUCCGCUGCUUACGCCUCCCGCUGAUUCAUGACCACAUCCUCAUUGGUGCCUCUGAUGGUCUUCUCGUGCUCGGGGAUAGGGAUCAGUCCCCGCACCUGGCUUGUGUUCUAAACCCCUUGACAGGCGAUAUGCUCCCCUUUCCCGCGCCAGUACAUCAACGUUUUGACGAUAUUAUGUCAACAGCGGUGAGCGGCGGCUCUCAUACGACGCUUUUCUCGUGGGCAUCUGAAACAGUUGUAUGUGCUUCUCCAACCAGCGAUGUCCUUAGGGAGGUGGACGUUGGCUCGAGCAUGAAUAGCAUGGUUACCUUCCAAGGUAACGUCUAUUAUUCCGAUCAGGAUGGAUGGGUAUUCAAGAUUGUCGCACCAUGUGAAGAAAAAACAGUAGUAGUAGCCAAGGUGUCGCCGGAUAAGUACAUAAAUUUCGAGAGAAAAGGAAACACGUGCUCUGAACUCGUGGAGUCUUGCGGGGAACUUUUGCUCGUUCACGGUUGGGACCAAACCUUGAAAGUUUUCAGAGUAGAUAUCGAGCACAAGUUGUUGCAGGACGUCAACAGCCUUGGCAGCGACCGCGCACUGUUUCUCGGCGAUGAGAGGUGCAUAUCUGUGGACGUGGGUAACCUUCCGUCUGUCGACGGUGACUGCGUAUAUUUGUUUAAUUGGGUGGAAAAUUCAAAAUGCAUGUGCGUGUAUAAUCUUAGGGACGACAAGAUGGAGGUUAUCUCCAGCAUAUACCAUCUUGAUCGACCUUUUAGCCUUGUUCAGGUUCUCUUGAGUGCUUCUGGGGGUUACAACUCUGGCUUAAAACCAAUAUGUGAGGAGACUAUCAUUCUGUGA
Molecule: messenger RNA, 1653 nt
Organism: Lolium perenne
Lineage: Eukaryota; Viridiplantae; Streptophyta; Magnoliopsida; Poales; Poaceae
Source: RefSeq, a predicted model, not a curated record